CCGGCCAUGGCCAGCGUGCACGAGAGCCUGUACUUCAACCCCAUGAUGACCAACGGGGUGGUGCACGCCAACGUCUUCGGCAUCAAGGACUGGGUCACCCCCUGCAAGAUGGCGCUGCUGGUGCUGAUCAGGGAGCUGGGCCGCGCCGGGCCGCACCUCAGCCUGCUCGAGAGGCGCCGCCUCAACCGCCUGCUGCUGCCGCUGCUCCAGGGGCCUGACAUGGCGCUGUCUCGAUUGAUCAAAGCUGUUGAAGAAUGCUGCCCUCAGAUAGCCAGCUCCGUCCAAAUUAGGAUAAAGCUGAUGGCAGGAGGGGAACUGAAAGAUAUGGAACAAUUCUUUGAUGACCUUUCAGAGGCAUUCAGUGGAAUGGAACCAGAAGUUCACAAAACAAGCGUUGUAGGCUUGUUCCUGCGCCACAUGAUCCUGGCCUACAAUAAGCUUUCCUUCAGCCAAGUGUACAAGCUUUACACGGCUCUCCAGCAGUACUUCCAAAACGAUGAGAAGAAAAGCGGAGGAGACGAGAGUGAGAUGGAGCUGACUCAAUGCGACGAGCUGGAAGGGAAAAUGGAGAAGGAAGAGUUUGACGGGCCUCUCAGGGAGGAAGAAAUAUCUUGCAAUGGGCCACUUUCACAGAAGCAAGCAGAAUACUUCCUCUCCCAGCAGGCGUCUUUACUGAAAAACGAUGAGACAAAAGCGCUCUCUCCCGCAUCUUUACAAAAGGAGCUCAACAACUUGUUAAAAUUUAACCCAGAUUUUGCUGAAGCGCAUUAUUUGAGCUACUUAAACAGCCUUCGAGUCCAGGAUGUCUUCAGCUCCACGCACAGCCUCCUUCAUUACUUCGACCGGCUAAUUCUUACCGGCGCAGACAGCAAAAGCAACGGCGACGAGGGCUACGGGCGGAGCCUGAGAUACGCCGCUCUGAACCUGGCCGCCCUGCACUGCCGCUUCGGCCACUACCAGCAGGCUGAGCUGGCCCUGCAGGAAGCCAUCCGGAUCGCCCAGGAGUCCAACGACCAUGUCUGCCUUCAGCACUGCUUGAGCUGGCUGUACAUCUUGGAGCAGCAAAAAUCGGACAGCUGCGUCCUCCUGGAGCACUCCGUGAAGAAAGCUGUAUACUUUGGGUUGCCGUAUUUAGCUUCCCUGGGGAUCCAGUCCUUGGUUCAGCGACGCGCUUUCGCAGGCAAGACGGCCAACAAGCUCAUGGAUGCCCUCAAGGACGCCGACCUCCUGCACUGGAAGCACAGCUUGUCUGAGCUCAUCGACAUCAGCAUCGCCCAGAAGGCAGCCGUUUGGAGGCUGUACGGCCGCAGCACCAUGGCGCUCCAGCAGGCCCAGGUGCUCCUGAGCAUGAACAGCCUGGAGGCCGUGAACGUGGGCGUCCAGCAGAACAACACCGAGUCCUUUGCGGUGGUGCUGUGCCACCUGGCCGAACUGCACGCGGAACAGGGCUAUUUCACAGCCGCCUCUGAAAUACUGAAGCACCUGAAGGAGAGGUUUCCUCCUAACAGCCAGCAUGCCCAGCUCUGGAUGCUGUUUGAUCAGAAGAUCCAGUUCGACCGAGCCAUGAACGACGGCAAAUGCCACGUGGCCGAUGCGCUCGUGGCGGGGAUCACGGCCCUGAGCAGCACCGAGGGGGUGUACAGAAAAGCCGUCCUGCUGAAAGCGCAGAACCAGAUGUCCGAGGCCCACAGGCUCCUGCAGCGGCUCCUGAUUCACUGCCAGAAAACAAAGAACAACGAGAUGGUGAUUAGCGUGCUCCUGUCCAUCGCGGGGCUCUACCGGCGGUCCCUGUGCCACACGAUCGCGCUGCCCGUCUUGCUGCAGGCGCUGGCCCUCGCCCGGGAGUACCGCCUCCAGUAUUUGGCCUCCGAAACCCUCCUCCACUUGGCUUUCUCCCAGCUCAUCCUGGGUAUCCCUGAGCAAGCGCUGAGCAUCCUGCACAUGGCGAUCGAGCCCAUCCUGGCCCACGGAGCCCUGCUGGACAAAGGGGCCGCCAUGUUCCUGGUGGCCAAGUGCCAGGUGGCCUCUGCAGCCUCCUACGGGCCCCAGAAGAAGGCCGAAGCUCUGGAGUCGGCUAUCCUGAACCUCCACGAAGCCAAGACCUACUUUGCCAAGGUGGGCUGCAAAGAGCAGCUCCGGGACGUCCUUUAUCUCCAGGCCCGGCUCUCCCACAGCCUGGGCAAGACCCAGGAGAGGAACCAGUGCGCCAUGCUCUUUCGGCAGCUGCACCAGGAGCUCCCCGCCCGUGGCGCCCCCUUGAUCAACGCUUUUCCGUGAGCGGCGCGGCCCGUGGAGCGCCAGCACCCUCUCAGAUCAAACAGGAGCCGUGGGAGGGGCGCCGGGCGCCUUGUUCCUAAAAGCGCCCCCCCGCCCCACACUUCGAUGGAUUUCUUCAUUUGUGCAAUCUUCAAUAUUUAGAAAUGAGUAUCAAUGAA
This is a messenger RNA of Elgaria multicarinata webbii, 2435 nucleotides long. It is a transcript of the gene ANAPC5, whose product is annotated as anaphase promoting complex subunit 5. The transcript is spliced from 17 exons. Gene Ontology annotation, molecular function: protein binding. The record is from RefSeq and is a predicted model, not a curated record. Gene Ontology annotation, biological process: anaphase-promoting complex-dependent catabolic process; positive regulation of mitotic metaphase/anaphase transition; protein K11-linked ubiquitination. The coding region runs from base 7 to 2277 and encodes 756 amino acids. Lineage: Eukaryota; Metazoa; Chordata; Lepidosauria; Squamata; Anguidae. Gene Ontology annotation, cellular component: anaphase-promoting complex.